CUUCAGUCCUCCCCCAGGGAUGGAAGGAUGGGCUGUCUGGUUUGGAGCUUCCACGGGAUGAUGAUGUAACUGAAGGAAUCCAGGACCAUGGGAUCACGGAUCAGGGAAAAUCCCGAGAAGAUAUUCGACCUGUUCUUUGAAGCUGCCUGCCCAACACCGGAGGAUUAUGAUUCCCAAGUGCUUCGGCAGUUCCCUCUGGAGUUUGAGGACCAGGAGUCAAUUCAGACACUGCCCAAAUUUUGCUUCCCAUUUGAUGUCAAGAGGGUUAAGGAGAGCCCGGCAGUCCAGCACUUCACGUUUGCGCUCACUGACCUGGAAGGGAAACAACGCUUUGGCUUCUGCCAGCUGGGGAAGGGCUUCCACACCUGCCUCUGCAUCCUCAGUUACUUGCCCUGGUUUGAAAUUUUCUACAAGAUCCUCAAUGCCAUUGCUGACCACUUAGCCAAAAAGCAGUUCACCGAGCUGGACGAACUCUUAUCCAGGCUGUAUCUUCACCCUGUGCCGAAAUUCAACAGCUCCGUCAGCCUUGAAUUUGACCCAAAGGUGACCAAAUUGAAAAUUACCACUGGAAAAGAUCCGAAUGCACAACACCAAGACUGGAGCCGGGAUCUGGACUCCGGGUCAGCUCUGGCUUCCUACUUCAUUGGUCCUGAUCACAGCAAACUUCCCACAAUUCCAGAAAGUAGGAACCUCACCGAGUUCGUCGUGGCUGUGGAUGUGAACAACAUGCUGGGGCUCUACGCAAGCCUGCUCCAUGAGAGACGGAUCCUGCUCACCACCAGCAAGCUCAGCACGCUCACAGCCUGUGUGCAGGCCUCUGCCUCCAUGUUGUAUCCCAUGCACUGGCAACACAUCUACAUCCCUGCCCUGCCUGCCCACCUCCUGGACUACUGCUGCGCUCCUAUGCCCUACCUCAUCGGAGUCCACACCAGCCUCAUGGAGAGAGUGAGGUCCAAAGCCUUGGAAGAUGUGGUCAUUCUGAACAUCGACAGCAACACAUUGGAAUCGCCCUUCCAGGACCUAGAAAGCCUCCCAAGUGACGUGGUUACUUUCCUGAAAUACCAGUUGAAGAAACAGUCGGUAACUACUGGAGAUGGAAUAGCCCGAGCCUUCCUGCGGGCCCAGACGCUACUGUUUGGCAGCUACCGCCAGGCACUGGUUUAUGAACAGGGACAGCCCAUCUCCUUUUGUCAAGAGACCUUUCUGAAGCACGGAUCCAGCUCCGUGCAGACCUUUCUGCAGCGGGCAACACACCUGCAACUCUUCAAGCAGUUCAUUGAUGAGCGCCUGGAGAAACUAAAUGCAGGAGAGGACUUCGCUGACCUCUUUGAACAGGAGAUCAAUCAAAGUCUGUCCUCAGGCAACAUGCACUCUUAUCCGCUGUGGGUGAAGAACCUGAAGAAAGGCGGAGGAGCCCUAAUCAGUACAGUGAAAAACAAGGCUAAUCCUGCCGUCCGGAGCAUGUAUCAAUACGCCAAAGACCACGCUAAAGUGAGACUGAGGAAUUCACGGAGCCAACUAAUGGAAAAGGAUUCCGGUGUGGACCAGCACCAACAGAGAGGUCAUUCCCUGCACUGCAGUCAGAUCUCGAGUCCCAUCCAGAUUUCCAGGAACCAGCAGUCUGAGAACUUGCAAAGCCGACUGCCAAUCACGCAGCACUUCGGGAAGUCUCGUCCUCGGCGGCCGCAAAGACAGACCAGCACAUCAGAACUGCAGGCCCAAAGCACAGCUCCCGCACUUUUCCCCUUGGAGCCUGACGCCUUCGCUGCUGGAGGUGAAGACUUCGACCCGGGAUUCCUGGAACCAGGUGGGCUUGACCUUUUGGGAGAGAUCUUUGAGACACUAAGCUUCUUGGAGCCGAGCCGAUCAGGGCAGCCUCUUUUCGGAACCCGCAGCUUGGACUUUUCCAGCCUGGACGACAUGAACUUUUACACCCAGCUGAGACCCAGCGAGGAGACCCUCCACGAAACUCUGUCUGAGGAACAGGACGACGGCAGCUCUUCCCUUGAGGCCCUGGCCUCUCUUGAGGAGGAGGAAAAUUUGCAGGGUGCUUUGCUGCCAUCCAGAGGUGGUGGCAGCCCUGAGACCCCGGACAGUCCCAGCUCUGAGAACAUACCAGUUCCGCUGCAGGAGGAAGCAGAGGAGGCAACGGCUCCUUCUGAUUGUGAUCUGCCCCGGGAUGCACAGACCCACAACGCUGAUACCGAGGCUUCCACUCCUAGUGGAAGUGAAUUGGACACACAGGAGGUUGGACAGCCAUUUAGGGCCGAUCAAACACUUGCUUCCCUAGCAGCGCCCACACUCCCCGAGGCCGAACUGCCAGGACCCAGCGGCUCUGACGUCCAAUCCCCUGCAGCAAUGUUUCACGUGGACUCGGGCUUUCCAGCACAGGAAACUACCUUAACUGUUGGCCGGGUCACCAGCCCUCCCCACCCUUCAGUUGCCAGGAAUUUGACCCAGACCCGGGUGUCUGAAUUGAAGAAGAGAUUUGAGGCUUAGGAGGCUGCUGAAAUCAAGCCCACUGUGCCUCCGGGAGAAAGUGACCUUCCGUGCGGAGCUUGUCGAGCUGGCUCCAGACAAAAGCAUUCAACAGUGUUGUUAUAUUCUGAAAAACCACUUUUUAAAAAAUAGUCCAUUAAAGUGACUCCUGUACACACA
Sphaerodactylus townsendi is the source of this 2658-nucleotide messenger RNA. RefSeq names its product DENN domain containing 1C (gene DENND1C). NCBI's taxonomy places the organism in Eukaryota, Metazoa, Chordata, Lepidosauria, Squamata, Sphaerodactylidae. Bases 88 to 2499 code for a protein of 803 amino acids. Gene Ontology annotation, molecular function: phosphatidylinositol phosphate binding; guanyl-nucleotide exchange factor activity. The record is from RefSeq and is a predicted model, not a curated record. Gene Ontology annotation, cellular component: cytosol; intracellular membrane-bounded organelle. Gene Ontology annotation, biological process: endocytosis; endocytic recycling. The transcript has 23 exons.